GGACAAUCUAAUGUAUGUGGAGGAACGUCAACGAAAAAGAGGAAGAAGAAAAGUUCUCUCAAAUGGACAAAAAGCGUGUAAAAACUAAAAGACGCAAAGAUGAAUACACGGGCCCGGGUGGCGUGGAGGAGGUCAUCGAUAAGCCCCCAAGUGAGGAGUAUUCAGUGGCAAAGUGGCUACGUCGGAAUGUGCCCACGAAGAAGACAAAGUGUCUCAAUCACAAUGUUGAGUACUUUACGGCAUCAAAAGCCCUGGAUGCCCUCAUGGAGUCCAAGUUCGCCAAGGGUAGCAGCCCCCUAAUGCCCACACGUGAGGCUGCCAUUGAGCUGUUGGACAGUAUGUUGGUGCACAAGUUUUUCCAUCGUGCCAAGAAGCUUCCUGUCACAGAUGAGGAGCUCCGUGGACGCAAGAAGGGUGACGACAAGAAGAAACCACUCGCAGAUGGGGAGAAGAAGGAACGUCGUGAAGCCACGAAGGAGGCGGAAAAGGGUACAGACGCUGAAAGUAGUCAUGUGGAAGGUGCAAAGCCUGAACGUGUGGAUAAGGAGAAGAAGAAACGCAAAAUUCGCCUGGACAUGCAUCCGGAACAGGUCUUUGUGGACGGCUCAGAGGCAUACGUGUGGAUUUAUGACCCCAUUCCACUGCACUACUGGCUCUUUGGUGCCCUUAUGGUUGUCUUUGUUAUUGUGAUGUGUCUCUUCCCGCUCUGGCCCACUCCGCUACGUCUCAGUGUCUACUACUUGAGUAUCGCUGCUGCUGGCUUCCUUGUCUUCAUCCUGGGUCUUGCAGUGCUGCGUUUCAUUGUCUUCUGCCUCGUGUGGGUGGCUACGGGAUCAAAGCAUCACUUCUGGCUCUUCCCCAAUCUCACGGAAGACGUGGGAUUCCUCGCAUCCUUCUGGCCCAUCUACAAGCACGAGUACAAAGGCAUUGAGGAGGAGAAGUGCAAAAAGUGCAAGAAGCACAAGGAGAAACACAGCGAUGACGAGGACGACGGAGGGUGUCCGCAUGUGAAGCCGAAGAAGCCAGAAAAGGAGGUGGAGGACACACAACCGGCAGCUGAGGCGCCAAAGGAAGCUCAAGCGCCAACACAAGGGACGGAUGAGGGCGAGAAAAGGAAAAGCUCCCUGACUCCGUCUGAGAGUGAAUCUGAGAGCAGCCAGAGAUCCUCAACGGGUAAAGAUUUCGAGAUUGUUGACUCGAAUGAUCUGUCGCCGGAAUAAGAAAUAAAAUAAUUACAUAAAAAUAAUUAACAAAGGAUCAAGAUGGGCGUCCAAAAGGUGAGAAUAUUAAUUAUUUAGCACAAGAGCAUUUCCAAUUAUUAAAAUAUAUAAAUGAGAAGAAGAUGGAGAUAGAGAACAAAAAAUGUACUGGUAAGCUGACCAAGCUUACGAGAGCUGUGUUUCUUGCAGAGCACCAAUUUUGUGAGAGCAAACUAGAACGCGAAUUAAUUCAAAUACGCGCAAAGUCGGGAAAAUUAGAACAGUCAUACCCUAAUAAAUCUUUAGAAGGCUAUAUCUCGAGAACGGAUCCAUAGAUUUUCAUAAAUUUUUUUUUGUUUGAAAGGUCUUGAAGUCAGCUAUAACAUAUCGAAAAAUGAGAAAAAUUUAUGUCGCCAUUUUCGAAAAAUUCGAGUUCGAAAUUUUCGAAAACUUUGUUUUUGAUUUUAGCGUCUCUUGCGGUCAUUUCUCGAAGUUGCAAUGUUCUAGACAUUUGUAGGGUUUCACGAAACCUUUCAUUUGCGCUUGAGUUGAUCGAAAUCGGACUUGUAGAACCCGAGAUAUGACAUGCCAACUUUGAAAGGCUAUAUCUCGAGAACGGAUCCAUAGAUUUUCUUCAUUUUUGGCAUGGAGCUAGAUAAUAUAGUCAGCUACAACAUAUCAAAAAAUGAAGCAAAUCGAUAAUGGCGUUUUCGAGAUAUUCAUCGAAAACUCAUCGAAAUUUUUGUUUUUGAUUUUUAGCCCCCUAGCGGCCACUUUUGAAACUUCGGAUGUUCUAGAGAGUUGUAGGGUUUGUUGAGAGCUUUCAUUUGAGCCCGGGUUGAUCAAAAUCGGUCAAGCCGUUUUCGAGUUAUGGUCGAUUUUCGAUGAAAAAUUGUGGCGGCCAUAUUGACUAAACGGCUUGACCGAUUUUCGAAAAUGAGGUAUCGUUGGAAAGCUCUUGAUGGCCCCUACAACAUAUCGAAAUUUCAGAUUUUUAGCUAUUACUGGGGCUGAGAUAUAGCGAAAACAAAAUUUUGGGGUUAUCCAAAAUGGCGGACGCGGGGGUGGGGGGUAAAAUUUGACAUCAUAAUCGGAUGUCUUCCACUCGAUAUUUAAACUUUGCCGUUUACCGCAAGUCUCUAUCUAUUACCGUUCUCUUGCAAUUUAGCGUUAUACUCCGGACGGACGGACGGCCGGACGGCCGGCCGGAAAAAAAUUUUUUGGCGCAUACGUUUUUUGGAAUGUGGGGACCCUAAUUCGUGCUCAUCCCAAGUUUGAGCCCGAUCUGACGACUUUCGAUUUUGCUCGGUACACAAAAGCUGUGUCUGAAAGAAACACAGCUAAAAUAGCAAAAAACUACACAUUAUUUAAUCAAGAUUUUUUUUUUUCAUUUUGAACUGAAUAAUGUGAAGAAAAUUCAUGGAAAUUGAUUUAUUUAGAUGAUUUUUCAAUUUCUUUUUUUUAAUCCCUCACAAACAUACCACCCCCACAAACUGAAUAAAAGCAAAAAAAAAACUUUACACGGAAGAAGUAAAAUUUGAAAAAAAAAUAAUAAAAAUAAGCUUAAAUAGCUUCAGUGAGACGAUGGAGACAAUACAAGUCUCACGAAAUAUAUUUAUUUAACAUCCUUUCUUGCUUUGAGAAACACGAACAAUGAACUUCCUGGCGCGGUGCAAAGGUUACAGAAUUUUUAUGCAAAAAAAAAAGAUUUUUCCAUUCUUGUGUCUGAAAAGUUUCUCAAUUGCCCAAGAAUUGUAAAUAAGACGUGAUUUUUUUUUAUUUUAUCCUUCAGAGCAAGAGCUUUUAAAUGAAAUGGAGCUAAAGCUCCAAAAAAACAAGCUUUUAUCUUUUUUUCUAAAUUAUAUGCAAAUUUAAUUUUAUCUCCCUAUGAAAAAACCACAGAAAAAAUGAUAAGAAAAUUCAAUUUUAUUUUACAGUACAGUGCAAACUAAUUGAAAGCACAAAGAAUGUUUUUAUUUUUGAUUCUUAAAAUUGUGUCUAAAUUAUAAAAAUAAAUCAUGGAGUUUUUGUGACUAAUGAGCCAUAUUUUAAUAAAAAAAAAAUUAAAAAUUGUAAAAAGAAUCUCAAAAAGAGACCUAACUUUAAAAUAAAAAAAUGAGAUAAAUCGUGUAAAAUUGUUAGUGAAAAAAAAAUGUAGUUUUGUGGGAAAAUGCUUUAAAAAAACAAUCUUUUAUUUAAUUAGAAAAUGGUGUGUCUAAAAAAAGAAAAUUGACAGAAAAGAAAAAACAAAAAAGCUCAAUUUCCAUUGAAAAUUGUCGUCUGUCGCAAUUCUCUUGCACUGUACUGUCGUGAAGGAAAGCAGAAAUGUGUAAUCCUAUAAUUUAUUUAUUAUUCCUAUUAUGCAAAAGUAUAUUGUAGAUUUUAAGGGAAAAAAACACAAAGUUAUAUAAAAUAUUUACAAAAUGGUUAAAAAAUAAUUUUUAAAAAUGUUAUAUUUUGUGUCCCAAGUGGAUUAUAUUUUCUUUGGUACCUAACCUACCUGUUUUACGAUCAAACGGGUGUGGCUAAAUAUGCAGCAAAAAUAAUUUUUUUAUACUAUGCAUCAAGAUUUUAAUUACUAAGCUGUGUUUCUCAAACUGCUGAAAUUUCCAACAAUUAAUAAAGUUCUUAAAAAAUCUUAUGUUUGAUCAGCUAGAGCUUUUUUUUUACUAUUUGCAGGAAUUCAGACCAUUUGUAUUACUAGAAUUUCUAACGAUUGCAGUUCUUGAAUUUCUUCUUAUUGAUCUACUGGAAUUUCUAAUGUUUGAAGUCCAAGAUAAAUGAUUAAAGCUUUUGAGUUUCUUUUGUUUGUUCAAAUAGAAUUUUAAUGCAAGAAUGUCUUACAAGUAAAUGUCUUUAGAUCUAGAUUUUUUGUUGUUGAAAUUGCAAGAAUUUAAAACAUUUAGAAAUUUUGAGAUUUUGAAUUGCAGAAAAUUCAAAUAUGUUUGAGAACUGCAGUGCGACGCUUAAGACUCUUAAGACUACAGUAUUUUCUAGCGGGUUAAACUGCACUAACUUCUAACAUUAAAUUAAUAGAUUUUUUAACGAUAGAACUACAGAAGAUAUUAAAUAUUUUUUCACAGUAAAUGUACACCACAACGAAGGAAAAUGUCCCUCCCUUGAGAAACUUUUACCUUAAAAGAAAUUAUAUUUUUGCUGAAAAUGAAUAAUUAAAACUUCUAGAGAGUGUCAUGAACCAUUUCUCUUGAUUCUUUCGUAAAUGCUGCAUAUUUUGGACGCAUCCCCUUUGACCUGAAUUAAAGAAGAAAACCCGCAAUCGCUGCAGAGAGACUUUUCCUCGUGGCGUUAAAUGAUUUUCCUCUUUUUUUUUCCUUAGCAAAUAUAAUGGUAUAAAUAAUAUAAAUAAAAGAAAAAAAAAUUAGCAAGUAGCUAUGAGAACAAUAAGAGAAGAUUAAUAAAACAUUGUCAUGCAUGA
Molecule: messenger RNA, 4635 nt
Organism: Lutzomyia longipalpis
Lineage: Eukaryota; Metazoa; Arthropoda; Insecta; Diptera; Psychodidae
Gene: Trp1
Product: translocation protein SEC62
Exons: 4
Coding region: 15-1220 (401 amino acids)
Biological process (GO): post-translational protein targeting to membrane, translocation
Cellular component (GO): endoplasmic reticulum; endoplasmic reticulum membrane
Source: RefSeq, a predicted model, not a curated record